Molecule: messenger RNA, 2116 nt
Organism: Hypomesus transpacificus
Lineage: Eukaryota; Metazoa; Chordata; Actinopteri; Osmeriformes; Osmeridae
Gene: kctd16b
Product: potassium channel tetramerization domain containing 16b
Exons: 2
Coding region: 779-2116 (445 amino acids)
Biological process (GO): regulation of G protein-coupled receptor signaling pathway; protein homooligomerization
Cellular component (GO): presynaptic membrane; postsynaptic membrane
Molecular function (GO): protein binding
Source: RefSeq, a predicted model, not a curated record
GCGUCCAGAACCCUCAUACAGACAGAAGAAUCUUUGGAAUUUGUCAGGAGGAAAUACUGGAGAGAUUCCAUUUCUUUUAGGUUAAGACUUCUCCGUGAUAAGCUACACAACAGAAAAUCUCGGACGUGCAACCUCUGUGAAGUUACUAAUUAGAAAAACCUUGUAUUCGGAUUUCCUCUGAUGUUCAAAGGGAACAUAGAACUAAAGCAACACCAUUGACUAGCACACCUCUCCCUUUGGACAACAUUAAGUUCUUGCUGGACUUCUUUUUUGUUGCAACCUGGAUGUUUGCAUUGCAUGUACGCAAAGAGCCGCUAUUCGUUUUGCUCGGGGUAACAGCAAGGCAAGGAAGCUGAUAUCCCGUUUUAUUUGACGUUUUCUAUCUGAUCUGACCGCGGCACAUAUGAACUCCCGAUUCUUUUCUCGGUAGGGUAAUAGCUGGAUUCUCUCCCUGAGGAAUAUGGAAUCUGGGCAACGGAUGCACCGCUGCAAAGUGCAAGCCUUUCAAACAUAUAUUUGUUUUGCCUAGUGUGUAAACAUUGUCUGUCAUUUGGAAAUACAUUUUUACAGUCUAGUGGACAGCCGCCAUCCACAGCUCAAUCUGGCGACUAAGGCGACUGGUAGGUGAAUGACUGAGUUUGAGAUUGUACAUUUUUAUGAAUGUUGAAUGUGUUAAAUGUUGUCUAAUUGGAAUUUCAAGGCAUCCACGGCGCAUCCUCUGUGUGUAACUCAAUAUUGAAACAACUUUUGGACAUACAUUCAUUCCAUUUCGUUGGGCAUGACGGAAACUAUGGCACUGAGCGGGAAUUGUAGGACUAACCCUACGCCCAAAGACCAGGGAUCUGUUCAGAAUAGUUUCCCAGAUGUUGUUGAAUUAAAUGUCGGUGGGCAGGUUUAUUACACGCGUCAUGCAACACUCGUGGGCACCCCGAAUUCCUUGCUGGGCAAAAUAUUCUCACCCAAGAAAGAUGCCACAAACGACUUGGCGCGUGAUCCUAAAGGACGGUAUUUUAUUGACAGAGAUGGUUUUUUAUUUCGAUACGUACUGGACUACCUCAGAGACAAACAAGUUGUACUACCCGACCAUUUCCCGGAGAAAGGGAGGUUAAGGAAAGAAGCGGAAUACUUUCAACUGCCAGACUUGGUGAAAAUCUUGACGCCCGACGACUUAAAACACAGCCCAGACGACUAUUUCCACAGUGAUUAUGAAGAUGGCUCUCAGGGCAGCGACCAAAGGAUGUGUCCGCCGUCAUCACUUGUGCCCGCUGACAGAAAAAGUGGGUUUAUCACAGUUGGGUACCGUGGCUCAUGUACGACGGGCCGCGAGAGUCAAACCGAUGCCAAAUUCAGGCGGGUCCCGCGGAUUCUGAUAUGCGGGAGAGUUGCCCUAGCCAAGGAAGUUUUUGGGGAAACGUUGAACGAGAGCAGAGAUCCCGACAGGACACCUGACCGUUACACUUCCCGCUUUUACCUGAAGUUUAAACACCUUGAGAGAUCCUUUGACAUGCUGUCGGAGUGUGGUUUCCAGAUGGUGGCCUGUAACUCGUCGGUCACGGCUUCGUCCGUCAACCAACACACAGAGGACAAGAUCUGGUCAAGUUACACUGAAUAUGUCUUCUAUCGCGGCCCUUCUCGCUGGUCGUCGCCUCCGUGCGACUGUUGCUGCAAGCACCACAAGGGCGGCGAGGGCGAGGGCGAGAGCGGCACCUCCUUCAACGAGCUCUCCACCUCCAGCUCCGAGAGCCAGUCCGAGGCCGGCUCCCCGCAGGGCACGGUCAUCUGCGGCCCCGUGAGCCGCCAGGCCCUCCCUCAGCCUCGCCCCCACGCCCACCCCCACGCCCACGUGCAGAUGCUGGACCGGCCCCCGAAGAAGGGCCCCGUGGCCGCCCUGCAGCAGUCGGAGCAGAGGCGGAAGAGCGACCUGCUGCGCACGCUGACGGCGAGCUCGCGCGACACAAGCACCUGCAAGAAGCGCCCGGCCAAGGAGAAGCUCACGACCGAGGAGGAGCUGGAGAAGUGCAUCCGGGACUUCCGCAAGAUCAAGAUCCCCGACAGCUUCCCCGAGAGGAAGUACAUGUGGCAGGCCGACCUGCUCCGGAAGCAUUUCCCCGACUGA